AUGGCAAACUCCCUAAACAACAAAAGCCACACUAAAAUCACCCUACUAUAUAUUUUUUUUCUAUUUUCUCCUAUAUUUGCUUACUUAUACAACCCUGUUUACAACUAUGCAAUCAAUUGUGGUAACUCAGCAAACACUACUGUCUUAGACAAUCGAGUGUGGCUUGGUGAUAAUAUUCAUAACUCCAAUAUCUUUUCCUUCAAUGAACCAAAAUCCUCAAAUCCAUCCCUCACAUCACAACCUAUUUCCCUUUCAAAUAUCCAAACUCCAUACUUAACCGCACGAGUCUCUUUCUCAAGUUUCACAUACUCAUUUUCUAGCAUCAAUAGUUCCCCUCUUUUUAUUCGCUUUCAUUUUUACCCAACAUCUUAUCAAAACUUUCAACCUUUUAAUGCAUUUUUUUCUGUCAAAGUAAACAACAACCUUACCCUUCUUAAAAACUUCAACCCUUCACUUUGGCUUCGCAAUGAUGAUGAUGAGGAAAAAAUCACCAAAGAAUAUUGCAUCCAAAUCAAACCCAAUGAGAAGCUAGACAUAACUUUCAUUCCAAACAACAUAAACCAAUCAAAUGUUUAUUAUGCUUUCGUUAAUGCAAUCGAAGUUGUGUCUAUGCCUUCUUUUCUCUAUUAUACUGAUCUCAGUGAUACAAACUAUCAUUUCAACUUACUUGGCUUUGACGACAGUUCUAGCGAAUACAAAAUUCGUAAUGACAAAGCCUUGGAGACAGUUUAUAGAGUCAAUGUUGGUGAUAAUCAAGUUCCACCAAAUGUUGAUACGGGCAUGUUUCGUAAUUGGGACAAGGAUUUUCCUCUUUACUUGGAGAAACAACUUCCACAAAGUGUACCAGUUGAUUGGGUGGAUCAUCUCAACUUUAAAAACAAUACAAUUCCAAAUUACACUGCACCAGAAGCUGUUUACUUAACUGCAAGAAGUUAUGGAAUGGAUGUGAAAGAGGAUUAUAAUGUAACAUGGAAUUUUGAAGUUGAUUCUGCUUUUACUUAUAUGGACUGA
Messenger RNA from Lathyrus sativus (Indian pea), 1011 nucleotides. The record is from the annotation of a GenBank genome assembly. Lineage: Eukaryota; Viridiplantae; Streptophyta; Magnoliopsida; Fabales; Fabaceae.